AUGUUUUUCCUCGCCGCGUCUGCGGAGAUGCUGGAUGAAGUGGGGAAAAGAGAGUCCGGGAAGAAGUCACGCGAGUGUGCGUUUGGAAGCGGGGAAAGUGGCAGUCAAAGUGACGCCUGGAAUCUCGAUUCGGCCGUCACGGGGAUUGCGCAUUCGUGCACAAAGCUGCGGGCGCUUUUGCUGCACGACUGCGGGGCGCCCACCGAACUUUCGGAUCACGGCUUGGACGGGCUGACGUCAGCCCCCUGCGCCCGGACCCUGACUACGCUCGAUUUGUCGUUCUGCGAGGGUGUGUCAGACGCGGGUUUGCUAAAUGUCGCGCGGCGCUGCCCGGGGUUGACGGAGCUGACCCUUGCAUGCCUAAAAGUGACCUCAGCGCAUGACGUCAGCACCGCGGGGGGUCUGACGUCAGCAGGCAUUGCGCACGUGCUGGCGCAGUGCACGAAGCUGACUUCGUGCGCAGAACUGAACAAUCGCAGUCUCAAGGCAAUAGCAAGGGCCGGCGUCGCUCUCAAAGUUCUCAGAAUCAGCGGGUGUGAUCGCGUGACGGACAAGGGACUGCGGUCGCUCGGAAAGUUGAGAGGCGGGCAGUUGGAGGAGCUCGUGAUCCAGAGAGCUGGGUUGGGAAACCUGCGCAAAAAGGCAUUCCUAAAAGGCGCUCCCUGGCCAAAACUGCACACGCUCGCCAUCAGUGAGUGCGACUACGUGGGCAAUGGCACCAUGAAUUCGAUUGCGCUGCAUUGCUCCGCUCUGACAUCACUCGAGGCGGGCGCCGGCUUCUGCAUGAGCGGAGUCGCCUUAUCCGAUGUCCUCGACGGAUGCGAAAAGCUAGAGAAGCUGAUGCUGUUUCGCAAUGACUUCCUCAUCAGACUCGACUCCGGGUUGCCAUGCCCGACCUUGCGUCAGCUUGACAUCAGCGACUGCCCCCUGCGGGCCGAGGACUUCCGGACGCUAGCCGUGCGUUGUCCGAACCUCGAGAACGUUGACGUCAGCGGAAAUGAGCACCUGGACGGAGAAGGGCUGAUGGCGCUAGCGCAGGGCUGCAAACGGCUAGCACUGCUGGAUGUGCGAAUCCUCGGCUCUGCCAGGCUUGCUUACGAUGUGCUGGCCUCCCUUCGGUUUGGGGCGUUCGCAGGAUCAGCGGUGGCAGCGGAGGCGCAGGCAGAGACCCAGGCGGCUGCGAGAGCUGACCACAGAAGAUCAAUGAACAGGGUGUAUCAGCAAGAGAGCAGGAAGCGGAAAGCUGAAGAGCUCGAGAUUGGACAACCAGACGAGUCAGCGGAACCCCUGUGCGAGCGGCGCAAGCGUGCAAUCGUGCGCAAGAAUGCAUUGGCGGUGGCGCAGAGUCUGAGGGGCAGAACAAACGAAGACCAGGCAGAGAUCUUGAAUGGCACAUUUGGCCAUGCCGUGCUAGAGUCCGCAAGGGGGAUGGCAGGGAUGCCAUCAAAGAAGAAGAUGGCGGUCAGGACGCUGGUGUUUGAGCAGACUGCGCGCGCGCUGCAGAGCCUUACAAGUCGAGGCACGCAUAGCGCAGACGAGACAGCUGCCAGGCAUGCAAUCCUAGCUGCCAGCACUGGCAGCCCUGUGACGAGGCAAAGGCUGCAGCGGGCCUAUAGCAAGGUGCUGCGACAGCCACGUACUAAGGUUGCCACGGCCAUCAGUCGGCGUGGGCAGCUGGAUCGAGGGGGGGGCUUCUGGGCGCUGACGAAGAGAGCGCGCAGGAAGGAUGGAAUCAGUGAGGCAAUUAAGGAGCUCGUCAUAGCGUACUGGGCAAGAAAAACUCGGGUGUCCCCCAACCGGAAGGACGUGGUGCGGCACCGUACCGCUCCAAAUCGAUAUGAUACGCAUCCAGCGCAUCUGCUGGAGAUAUCCCAGGCGGAGCUGUACCAGAAGUUCCAGGAGGAUCACCCGGAGGUGAAGAUUGGUGAGAGGAGCUUUGAAGUCCUCAAACCCUGGUUCGUGCGGAAGCUCAAAGACCGCAACGUGUGCUGCUGCAAGUACGACGUUGAGAUGCGCUACCUGCUCGACGCGCUGCGGCGCGUGCGCAUGACCAGGCACGAACAAUGCAAGUGCGGGUGCAAUCUCUGCCGCCCUUCUCCAGCGGACAUGUCCUGCCAGAUCCACAAGAAGGACUACAACUCUGUAAGCGCCUUCUGCGAGGAGCUGAUGUGCCCCAAGCCGGAGGGCUCCGACAAGCACAAGCCGGAGUGCAUCUCCGGCAAAUGCGGCCUUUGCGGCUUCGAGCGCAAGUUUGCGACGUGCCCGGUGGAGCUGGACGCGUCAGCCCCACUUGUGAAGUACAAAAGUUUUCAGUACGUCGUUGUCCUUGACAAAAAUGGGCAGCCGAUCAAGGAUAGGGAUGGUAGAGACAAGAAGCGAAUCAAGGAGGUUAUGGUUGAGAGCUCUCCUAGUGAGCUCUUUUCCGCUUUAGGUGCCAAGGUCCCCCCUUUCCUCCAGCACACCUUCCGCGUCAAGUGGCAGGACAAGCAAUUUCGCGAGCUCCUAGACACUUUUCCUGUUGGCACAGUAGUCUCGGUCAUCGACUUCGCCGAGAAUUACUCAUUCGAACAGCAAGACGAGAUCCAAUCGAUGCACUGGCACAGCGAUCAGAUUACCAUCCUUGUACAUAUUACAUACAGGCACAAGCAAUUAGAAAUAGACGGCGUAGAAAGCACCGCAGAAAACCGUCAAAUCGCUCGCGAAACCGUUUUCUACAUCAGCGACGACAAGCAGCACGACACGCACUUUGUGCAGCACUGCCUUGUAAAGAAGCACGCAGCAGAAAUGAAGGAGAGGGGGAUCAAAGUCGAGGAGCACCGGGUCUUCUCCGACGGGGCUGCCUCGCAGUUCAAAUCUAGGAGGGCGUUCUACUUCGUGGCGCGGUACCCCGGGCUCACCGCUGUUAAGAUGGAGUGGUACUUCUUUGAAUCCGGUCAUGGGAAGGGCGAGCAUGACGGGGCCGGGGCUGUCGUCAAGUCCGCGUUGCGGAAGUGGCAGCUUGUUAGGGACGGGGAGUCCCAAAUGACGUCAGCGGCUGAAGCAGUGCGGCUGCUGACUGAGCGGCUCUCCAGCGCGGCGCCAACAAGCUUCGCUAGUCGGGCGGCCCUGCGAGAGGGGGUUAGUCGGAAGUUCGUUUUCAUUGGUGAGGACGAGGUCGACCGAUCAGUUCCCUACGAAUGCAAACAGAUUCCGGGCACUCGGUCUUUCCAUGCGGUGCGGGGAGCUGGAGGCCGGAACGCGACGACUCUCUUCCACCGCCAGCUUGCUUGCUUUUGCGGGCCUUGCUUCGAGGGAAAGUUCGAAGAUUGCGAAUCGACCGCUUAUGCCGGGGAUUGGGUGCAAGUCGAAUUGCAGCCGUCCCAACUCCCGCUUCCCGACGACCUCGACGACGACGACGACGACGCUCCCCGAUUUGGGGGGGACGAUCACAACGAGCUGCCAAACCUCCUUGAGCCCGGCGACUUCUUCGCAAUGGCGGCGGAGUCGGAAAACGAGCCCUACUUUCUAGGACAGUGCACGCGAGGUAGUCCACCGACUUCAUAG
This is a messenger RNA of Klebsormidium nitens, 3543 nucleotides long. Lineage: Eukaryota; Viridiplantae; Streptophyta; Klebsormidiophyceae; Klebsormidiales; Klebsormidiaceae. The record is from the annotation of a GenBank genome assembly.